UGCCGGGCUGUGGGUGAGUCUGAACCCGCAACCAGACUGAAGCUGGGGAAGCUAAAGGUGGUGCGGCGGCAGCUGCUGCAAAGGUAUGAACACCAGCCGUUUGUGUCCUGCCUGGCUGGACUCUAUGGCUGCCAGUGGAGGAGAUACCAAAGAGCGCGGGCGCAGCCCGGAGAGUGCUGCUGCAGCAAGGUGGAGUGCGGCAGCUUCGGGCUCCUGAUCCUCACCUUCUUCCUGAGUUUUGUUUUUCUUUAUUUCUGGAGCGAAGCUCAGAACGACUACAAUGACUUUGACUGGUUUAAUUUUGGGAAUCUCGGCUUCUGGUUCCCCUGGUCUCUGGUGCUGCUGGCCAUCGCUGCGGCUCUCUUCACGUACAUCGCCCUGCUACUGGUGUUGGCGGUGUGUCUGCUGUCUGAAGGUCAAAGGUUAUACCUCCACUGGAGCCACAAGACCGGCAUCAUGGUGGCGCUGGUGUUCUCCGUCACGGCCACUGGGAUCCUGUCUGACCUCUGGAGCAAAGAGUGGAAAACUCUCCAGCUGUCCCUGCAGGUGACGGCUCCUUUCCUCCAUGUGGCUGCCGUCUCGCUCAUGGCGAUUCUCUCCUGGCCGACGGCGUUGCACUUUUUUCGUAUGAACAAAAAAGUCCGUCAGGUCGUGGUUCUGGCUCUCUACCUGUCCGUGUUGUUCUCGCUCUACCUGGUUCCCCUCGGCAUGUACUCGCCCUGCAUCAAGGAGGCGGGAACUCUGGGACCAGCGCCCGCUCUCAUUGGUCACAGAGGAGCUCCAAUGCUCGCUCCAGAGAAUACCUUGAUGUCCUUUGAAAAGGCCGUUGAGUCAGGAGGGGAAGGCCUGGAGACGGACGUCACAAUAAGUUAUGACGGCGUUCCCUUCCUGAUGCACGACUCCACGCUGACGAGGACCACCAACGUCGCCGAGGUUUUCCCCAAUCGGACGCACCUGGACGCCGCCAUGUUCACCUGGGCCGAGAUACAGCAGCUGAACGCCGGCAGCUGGUUCCUGCUGAGGGAUCCGUUUGGAACCGCAUGGAGCCUUUCUGAGACGGAUCGCUCUCAGGCCCAGAACCAGUCCGUUCCCUCCUUGGCCCAGUUCCUGGAGGUGGCGGCUGCCAGCGGCAAACUGGUGCUGUUUGACCUGCGCAGGCCACCGUACGGACAUCCCUACAGACGUUCCUACAUCAACACAACUCUGCAGGUCGUCCAGGCCCACAUCAACUCCUCACAGGUGCUGUGGCUGCCGUCUGAGGACCGGGCUCUGGUCUCCGGUCUGGACCCGGCGCUGCAGCAGACCUCCGGGCUGAAGGCGUCCAUCCAGGAGCUGACGGACGACGGCAUCAGCCGGCUGAACCUGCACUACAGCACCAUGUCGCAGCAGCAGAUCUGUAAGUACCAGUCGGUGAACAUCAGCACCAACCUGUACGUCAUCAGCCAGCCGUGGCUCUACACGCUGGCCUGGUGCGCCGGAGCCCAGUCCGUCACCACCAACUCCGUCCACAUCCUGUCCAGCAUCAACAAGCCGCUCUUCCUCAUGACUCCAGAUGAAUACACCCUGAUGUGGGUCCUGACCGACUUCGUCUCCGCCUUCCUCAUCUUCGCCAUUUUCACGUUCCACUGGUGGAGAGAGCGCGGUUUGCCCUUCGUGUCCGGCAGCCGGCAGACCAACGAUAACGGACCGUACAGCAAGUUCAGAACCGAGCUGAGCGACGUUUGGUCCAUCUCCAGUGUAAACGUGCGACCCGACCUGCGGAGCUCUCCCAGUUCUCCCAGUAGCCCCCACCUGCCCACCAUUACAGAGGAGUGACUGGAGGCUGUACAAAUGUCACAUCUCCAAUCGUGAGCCGAACAGAAAAUUAUGGAUUUAAAAAAAUAAAAAUAAAGAGAGAAGAAGCAGAAAGAUGUUUCCUCCACUCACCUACUGGCUGCAUGACUGAUCCAAACCAGACUGGUUCCAUCUGACCCAGUAAGAGCCAACAUGGCGCCAUGGAGGAGGGAGUCGUCUUCAUCACUUCUGGUCAGGAAAAGACUGAAAACAUCCGGCUGUAGUGAGAUCUGUAGAUACGGAGAAUAUUAUUAAUAUGAACACGCUUCGUCUUUUACUGUCAGGAUGAUUUAAAACUUAUUACGACUUUAAUCAUGUAUGAAUGAUCCAGAGCUUCAGACGUCAUUUUGAGCUUUAGGUGAAAAUAAUCUCCAUAAAUGUAACAUCAGGAUCGGCCAGAAGUGAAUUUUAAACAAAUGUUUAUCGCUAAAUGUUUCCUGGAAUCAACAUUUCAUCUUCUCUACAUUCCUUUCCAUGGAUAUUUAGAAACCUGAUCAGUGAUCAGAUAGACUCCAAUAUUUGAACAGAAAAUUGAUUCACCGCAAAAACUAAAAAUGGCAAAAAUGGCACCGAGCAUCUUGGUCUAGUUUCUAGUUUAAAUAUAUUCAAACGCUUCA
This is a messenger RNA of Poecilia reticulata (guppy), 2450 nucleotides long. The record is from RefSeq and is a predicted model, not a curated record. NCBI's taxonomy places the organism in Eukaryota, Metazoa, Chordata, Actinopteri, Cyprinodontiformes, Poeciliidae.